UCUACAUCUAGACGACUCCAUCACAAACUCAUUGUCCGCCAUCCCAUCUCGCAUCUCGACCUGCGCCCCGGCAAAUCACGAGUGACUUUUACGGCCGAACCUCUUCCGAUCCCUUCUACAGCCCAUCGCAACAAUGGCUCAGCCCGGCGUGCAAUCGUUGAAGUGUGUUGUGACUGGUGAUGGUGCAGUUGGCAAGACUUGUCUGCUCAUCUCAUACACCACGAAUGCCUUCCCUGGCGAAUACAUCCCCACCGUCUUCGAUAACUACUCGGCGAGUGUGAUGGUGGAUGGCAAGCCCAUUAGCCUGGGUCUCUGGGAUACCGCCGGUCAGGAAGAUUACGACCGACUGCGACCUCUGUCCUACCCCCAGACCGACGUUUUCCUCAUCUGCUUCUCCAUCGUCAGCCCCCCCUCUUUUGACAACGUCAAGGCCAAGUGGCACCCCGAGAUCGACCAUCAUGCGCCCAAUAUCCCCAUCAUCCUGGUCGGAACCAAGCUCGAUCUUCGAGAAGACGCCGCUACACUCGAGUCCCUCCGCCAAAAGCGUAUGGAGCCCGUGUCGUACGAACAGGCGCUGGCUUGCGCCAAGGAAAUCAAGGCCUACAAGUACCUUGAGUGCUCCGCUCUGACUCAAAGGAACCUUAAGAGCGUUUUCGACGAGGCUAUUCGGGCUGUCCUUAACCCUCGGACUCAGACUAGCAAGGCCCCCAAAAAUAAGAAGUGCUCGAUCCUGUAGAUAUCCAACCUUGCACCGCGCGCGGGUAGCCCACGCGCUUGUUUGAUUUUCUCAACCAAGGCGUCUCGACGACGCAAAAUGACAUGACGGCUCUGGACAAAUGAUCGACGAUUUGGCGAUACAAAGACGGCGGCUAUAACGGAAUAUCCUGGGGGAGUUUCUACUCUAAAGGACACCCCUCAACCUCUCACACACACAACUUAAACAGCUACAACUGCAUAUCAUGAUGGUAUAUGCGAGGCGGUUCUUGAAUGACUUUUGGUCCUUUCUAUCUGCGGUUCAAUUUUUAUCUCCACAUUUUUUCUGUUUGCUCAUAUCUCUCACCUGUUUCCUCCUCGCGGAGGAGUUUAUACCGACGUUGCGAGUAAUUCAAGAACCGGGUUGCAUUUUUGGAGCAUUCUAUUCUGCAUGACUACUUCACCGUGACGCUAUGAUGGAGAGAGACGAGCGAGAUGGCUUGUUCUUGGGACUUUGUGACUGCUUUGUGUUGAUUGUGGACUGUUGAGUCUACGAGUUUAAACAUUACCUUGCUCUCCAUGGUCGUUUCAGCAUGCCCUCAAGUUGGCCAUCAUGGCUUAGAAUGGACUGGCUUCGG
Fusarium vanettenii 77-13-4 is the source of this 1331-nucleotide messenger RNA. RefSeq lists its product as uncharacterized. NCBI's taxonomy places the organism in Eukaryota, Fungi, Ascomycota, Sordariomycetes, Hypocreales, Nectriaceae. Gene Ontology annotation, cellular component: cell cortex; plasma membrane; cytoplasmic vesicle. Gene Ontology annotation, biological process: regulation of actin cytoskeleton organization; cortical cytoskeleton organization; regulation of cell shape. The record is from RefSeq and is a predicted model, not a curated record. The transcript is spliced from 6 exons. Gene Ontology annotation, molecular function: GTPase activity; GTP binding; protein kinase binding. The coding region runs from base 134 to 736 and encodes 200 amino acids.